AUGGGUGGGCCCGAUCCUAAAAGGAACUCCCGAAACAAAUUCAAGAGGCGAUCCCAGACAUUGAAAGUCAAAGCUCAUGAGCUUGUCAAGCUCUGCGAUGCAAAAGUAUACCUGGUCAUCAAUCAUCAGCGAGAAUCGUUCGUCUAUAACACAGUCGAUGAUAGAUCGUGGCCCCCUAGUGAUGAGAAGCUGGAACAGCAGUAUCCCAAAUUGAAACGAUCGAGCUUCAGUAAGGUCGAAAGCCUUCGGGGAAGCUCCGAGAGUGACUUGUCUCAGCUCACUCGGUAUUUCGCCGCCAGAUCGAAGGAGUUUCGAUUCUUAGAGGAUCUCUACAGGGACAUGGAUCCAGCUAAUGUUGUUGCUGAUGAAGAGGCUUUGAAGAUCAUAUCGCGCGAGCAUGAUCAUGGCAAAAGCCAUGACGAGACUAUACUAUAUGUUUCUGAUUAG
Penicillium soppii is the source of this 447-nucleotide messenger RNA. RefSeq lists its product as uncharacterized. Gene Ontology annotation, molecular function: protein dimerization activity; DNA binding. The record is from RefSeq and is a predicted model, not a curated record. Bases 1 to 447 code for a protein of 148 amino acids. The transcript has 2 exons. NCBI's taxonomy places the organism in Eukaryota, Fungi, Ascomycota, Eurotiomycetes, Eurotiales, Aspergillaceae.